AUAAUCGGCUGCGAACGAGAACUCCUCCUUAUCCUGAAGAACUUCGAUAAAUCCAUAUAAUCAGCCAUGUUCAUCCUCCUGAUUUCGCCCUUAACUCGGAUUGUGAAUCGGUUUGCUCGCCGAUUUUCGCAAUCGUAGGCUUCAAUUCUAUCUCUGUGUGAUUCGGUCUGUUCGAUUAUCGAGUCGACUCAGUGAGCUUGGUGUUUCCUGUGAUCGGUUGCGGUAGCUUAGUUUGAAGAUUAAGAAUGGAGCCGAUGGAUAUUGUCGGGAAGUCAAAAGAGGACGCCUCGCUUCCAAAAGCAACUAUGACAAAAAUUAUAAAGGAGAUGUUACCCCCAGAUGUUCGUGUUGCACGUGAUGCUCAAGAUCUUUUAAUUGAAUGCUGCGUAGAGUUUAUAAAUCUCAUUUCAUCAGAGUCCAACGAAGUCUGUAACAGAGAGGAAAAACGAACAAUUGCACCUGAGCAUGUACUCAAGGCUUUACAGGUUCUUGGGUUUGGGGAGUACAUUGAGGAGGUCUAUGCUGCAUAUGAGCAACAUAAGCUUGAAACUAUGCAGGACUCCUUGAGAGGUGGAAAAUGGAGUAAUGGAGCUGAAAUGACCGAGGAGGAAGCAGUGGCUGAGCAGCAGAGAAUGUUUGCAGAAGCAAGGGCAAGAAUGAAUGGGGGCACUGCUCCCCCAAAGCAACCUGAGGUUGAACCAAGUUUAGAAAGCUAACUGUAGAGUUUUCUUUUCUUCAAUAGGCAAGAAUCCUUGACUCAUCUUACAUUUGUGCUUGUAGUAUUCCUCAUGAUGUACAAAAAGCCAUUGGUGAGUCCACUCACCAAUGUGGGUAGUGGACAUGCUCCUUGAUAUGUAUUUUCUCUAUGGAUUGUUGUCUAUAAUUUAGUGUAAUUAGUGAGUUUCUCCAAAUUGAUCUUUGUCUCAGAAGCAUCAUAUAUGUAUGUACAUUCCCGGUA
Messenger RNA from Carica papaya (papaya), 958 nucleotides. It is a transcript of the gene NF-YB13, whose product is annotated as nuclear factor Y, subunit B13. Gene Ontology annotation, molecular function: protein heterodimerization activity. NCBI's taxonomy places the organism in Eukaryota, Viridiplantae, Streptophyta, Magnoliopsida, Brassicales, Caricaceae. The record is from RefSeq and is a predicted model, not a curated record.